Messenger RNA from Helianthus annuus (common sunflower), 4294 nucleotides. Its product is annotated as ABC transporter B family member 1. Lineage: Eukaryota; Viridiplantae; Streptophyta; Magnoliopsida; Asterales; Asteraceae. Gene Ontology annotation, molecular function: ABC-type transporter activity; ATP binding; ATP hydrolysis activity. Gene Ontology annotation, biological process: transmembrane transport. The transcript is spliced from 10 exons. Bases 105 to 4148 code for a protein of 1347 amino acids. Gene Ontology annotation, cellular component: membrane. The record is from RefSeq and is a predicted model, not a curated record.
CCUCUAGUCGUUGACAGUUACACACUACACUCAAAGUGAGAGAGAGAGACAAAGGAGAGAGAAAGUGAGGAAAGAGAGAGAGGGAAUUGUAAAAUAAAAGAAAAAUGCAAUCACAAGAAGAAUCCCAAGACCAAGAGGAGAUAAAAAAGAAAGGCAUAGAGCAAUGGAAAUGGUCUGAAAUGCAAGGUCUUGAACUUAUAUCAGAACACCCAACUCCAAUUUCAAAUCAAAAUCAAAACUUGGACCCAGUAACUGAAGAAGACACACAACCUCAAAACACCCAACAGAAAAGAGUACAAAUGGAAAGUGAGGGGCAAAACAGUAAUAAAGAUGAGAAGGAGAAAAGCAGCAGUGCAGCAACAGUUGGGUUUGGAGAGUUGUUUAGGUUUGCAGAUGGAUUAGAUUAUGUAUUAAUGGGAAUUGGAACAAUUGGUGCCUUUGUUCAUGGCUGUUCUUUGCCAAUUUUCCUAAGAUUCUUUGCUGAUCUUGUUAAUUCAUUUGGGUCCAAUGCCAAUAACAUUGAUAAAAUGUCUCAAGAAGUGUUAAAGUAUGCAUUAUACUUUCUUGUGGUUGGAGCUGCAAUAUGGGCAUCUUCAUGGGCAGAGAUAUCAUGUUGGAUGUAUACAGGAGAGAGACAGUCAACAAAAAUGAGGAUCAAAUACUUAGAAGCAGCAUUGAGUCAAGACAUACAGUUCUUUGACACAGAAGUCAGAACUUCAGAUGUUGUGUUUGCUAUCAACACUGAUGCUGUUAUGGUCCAAGAUGCCAUCAGUGAGAAGUUGGGGAAUUUCAUACACUAUAUGGCAACAUUUGUUUCUGGUUUUGUUGUGGGAUUCACUGCAGUUUGGCAGUUGGCACUGGUUACACUAGCUGUGGUGCCUCUUAUUGCAGUUAUUGGAGGUAUUCAUGCCACCACUUUAGCUAAACUUUCUUCUAAAAGUCAACAUGCUCUUUCACAAGCUGGAAACAUUGCAGAGCAGACGAUUGUACAAAUUCGGACCGUUUUGGCAUACGUUGGAGAAUCAAGAGCAUUACAAGCUUAUUCCUCUGCAUUAAAGAUCUCACAAAGACUCGGAUACAAAACCGGAUUUUCUAAAGGAUUUGGAUUAGGAGCAACAUAUUUCACCGUCUUUUGUUGUUAUGCACUUCUUUUAUGGUAUGGAGGCUACCUUGUUCGACACAAUCACACCAAUGGAGGACUUGCUAUUGCCACUAUGUUCUCUGUCAUGAUUGGAGGCCUUGCUUUAGGCCAAUCCGCCCCGAGUAUGUCUGCAUUCGCAAAAGCUCGAGUAGCCGCAGCAAAAAUAUUUCGAAUAAUCGAUCACAAACCGAGCGUUGACAAAGACGAUGAAUCGGGCGUUGAGUUAGGCUCUGUUUCAGGGCUUGUAGAACUCAAGAAUGUCAGUUUUGCAUACCCUUCAAGACCAGAUGUUAAAAUUCUCAAUAAUUUUAGUUUAAGUGUUCCUGCUGGAAAGACCAUUGCUUUAGUUGGAAGCAGUGGUUCUGGAAAAAGCACAGUGGUUUCCCUCAUUGAAAGGUUUUAUGAUCCUACUUCAGGACAAGUAAUGCUAGAUGGGCAUGACAUUAAGAGGCUGAAAUUAAAAUGGUUACGACAACAAAUCGGGUUGGUUAGUCAAGAGCCCGCACUCUUCGCUACAACGAUUCAAGAAAACAUACUUUUGGGUCGACCUGAUGCAUCGACGGUCGAGAUUGAGGAAGCCGCUCGUGUGUCAAACGCUCAUUCGUUCAUCAUUAAAUUACCAGACGCGUAUGAUACUCAGGUUGGGGAGAGGGGAUUACAACUAUCCGGUGGUCAAAAGCAGAGGAUAGCGAUAGCAAGGGCAAUGUUAAAAAAUCCCGCAAUCUUGCUUUUAGAUGAAGCGACGAGUGCUUUGGAUUCCGAAUCUGAAAAACUGGUUCAAGAGGCGUUGGACCGGUUCAUGAUUGGGAGGACAACUCUUGUGAUCGCCCACCGUCUCUCCACCAUACGUAAGGCGGAUCUCGUGGUGGUUUUACAGCAGGGUGGUGUUUUGGAAAUGGGAACUCAUGAUGAGCUUUUUGCAAAAGGCGAAAAUGGUGCAUAUGCUAAGCUUAUAAAGAUGCAAGAAAUAGCCCAUGAAACUGCCAUGAUUAAUGCCAGAAAGAGUAGUGCGAGGCCUUCAAGUGCAAGGAACUCAGUGAGUUCACCUAUAAUCACCCGGAACUCGUCUUAUGGUCGAUCACCAUACUCCCGACGGUUAUCAGAUUUCUCGACAUCGGACUUCAGUCUAUCAAUUGAAGGUGGAUAUCCUAGUUACCGCCACGAGAAGCUCCCGUUUAAGAUGCAAGCAAGUUCCUUCUGGAGGCUAGCAAAAAUGAACUCACCCGAAUGGACAUACGCCUUGAUCGGCUCGGUGGGGUCCGUGAUUUGCGGGUCACUCAGCGCCUUUUUCGCUUACGUCCUAAGUGCUGUCCUCAGCGUGUACUACAACCCAAACCACGCUUACAUGAUUAAAGAAAUUGGGAAAUACUGUUAUCUGCUGAUCGGGGUGUCAUCGGCUGCACUCAUUUUCAACACUUUGCAGCAUUUUUUCUGGGAUGUGGUCGGAGAAAACUUGACUAAACGGGUUCGAGAGAAAAUGCUGGCUGCCGUUUUGAGGAAUGAAAUGGCGUGGUUCGAUCAGGAGGAGAAUGAGAGCUCAAGAAUUGCGGCUAGGUUGUCUCUCGAUGCUAAUAAUGUCCGGUCGGCAAUCGGUGAUCGGAUUUCGGUGAUUAUGCAGAAUUCGGCGCUCAUGUUGGUGGCCUGCACCGCCGGUUUUGUCCUUCAGUGGCGUCUUGCACUUGUUCUUGUUGCUGUUUUCCCACUGGUGGUUGCAGCUACUGUUUUGCAGAAAAUGUUUAUGCAAGGAUUUUCGGGCGACUUGGAAGGUGCUCAUGCGAAAGCAACACAGUUAGCAGGGGAGGCGGUAGCCAAUAUGAGAACGGUGGCUGCGUUCAACUCCGAGGCGAAAAUUGUCAACCUUUUUACGAUAAGUCUCGAGAAGCCGCUUCGCAGAUGUUUCUGGAAGGGACAGAUAGCCGGGAUUGGGUUCGGGAUAGCUCAGUUUCUGCUCUAUGCUUCUUAUGCUAUUGGCCUUUGGUAUGCAUCUUGGCUCGUUAAGCACGGUAUCUCCGACUUCUCAAAGACUAUACGGGUGUUCAUGGUUCUCAUGGUCUCCGCGAAUGGUGCAGCCGAGACUCUAACUCUUGCUCCUGAUUUCAUCAAGGGCGGUCGAGCGAUGAAGUCAGUUUUCGAUCUUUUAGACCGGAGAACCGAGAUUGAGCCCGAUGAGGUAGACUCGAUCCCUGUCCCUGACCGUCUCCGAGGUGAAGUUGAACUCAAACAUGUUGACUUUUCUUACCCGACUCGCCCAGAUGUCCUCGUGUUCCGUGACCUCUGUCUUCGAGCUCGAGGCGGAAAAACGCUCGCCUUAGUCGGCCCGAGCGGUUGUGGGAAGAGCUCGGUGAUAGCGUUGAUACAACGAUUCUACGAACCAUCAUCGGGACGCGUGAUGAUAGACGGAAAAGAUAUCAGGAAAUAUAACUUAAAGUCAUUAAGGCGCCACAUCGCGGUCGUCCCACAAGAACCGUGCCUAUUUGCCACCACGAUCUAUGACAACAUUGCAUAUGGACACGAAUCAGCAAGUGAAAGUGACAUCAUCGAAGCAGCGACCCUUGCUAACGCGCACAAGUUCAUCUCCGCAUUACCCGACGGCUACAAAACAUUUGUCGGGGAACGCGGAGUGCAGCUUUCCGGCGGUCAAAAGCAGAGAGUCGCCAUCGCGAGGGCGUUUUUAAGGAAAGCCGAGGUGAUGCUACUAGACGAAGCUACAAGUGCACUCGAUGCAGAGUCGGAGAAAUGCAUUCAAGAGGCUCUCGAGCGUGUCUGCUCAGGGAAAACGACGAUCGUUGUAGCACAUAGACUAUCAACUAUACGAAAUGCGCAUGUUAUCGCGGUGAUUGAUGAUGGGAAAGUGGCUGAACAAGGGUCUCACUCGCAUCUGUUGAAAAACUACCCCGAUGGGUGUUACGCGAAAAUGAUACAGUUGCAAAGAUUCUCACAUGGGGAGGCUGCGAAUAUGGCUUCGGGGGGUUUGGGUUCGAGUUCUAAACGCCAGAUAGAUGGGUAGUGAAAAAAAAACUGUCACAUUUUAAUCAUACAAACAACUUGAUUUUUGAAUAUUUUUGGUGUUGUAUAAUCUGGUAUAGUAAUAGUAAUAUUGAUAGUAGCAUAUUAACAGUAACAGUUAUUAAAGAAUAUUAUAGUUUGUGUUCA